Molecule: messenger RNA, 2603 nt
Organism: Uloborus diversus
Lineage: Eukaryota; Metazoa; Arthropoda; Arachnida; Araneae; Uloboridae
Product: sodium/potassium/calcium exchanger 4-like
Exons: 11
Coding region: 975-2603 (542 amino acids)
Biological process (GO): intracellular calcium ion homeostasis; calcium ion transmembrane transport
Cellular component (GO): membrane
Molecular function (GO): calcium, potassium:sodium antiporter activity; calcium channel activity
Source: RefSeq, a predicted model, not a curated record
UCCGGGGGAGAACCCCCCGGACCCCUUAUCUAUCUGACAAUAAUUUUCCGUUUCAAUAUUCAUAUUGUAUACAUGUACAUCUAGUAAUGACUCCAUCCCAAGCCAGAAAAUUGAAUCCACUGUUCCUGUACUUAUUCAUACAUUUGAAAAAAAAAAUAAUGAUAAUAAAAGGUAUAGCAAAAUUCAGGGGUACCCAAAACUUGUUUACUCAAGGUCCACGUUGUAAAAUUUGGAAAGGCAAGGCGAGUCAACAGUCCAACAAUAUUCCAGUUCAAAUGGUAUUUCUUAGCGCUACCCUCCCCCCCCCCCCUCCUCCCAUGAAUUUGACUGGAAAUUACGCACUCUAAAAACUGUUAUGUUUAACCCGAUUCGACAGCGAGAACAUUUUUGGGGGGGAAUUUGCGCCAUUGAGCUUGGGGGGGAUGGGCACCCCUGAUUUAACUCAUUAACAUCUUUCCUUUUGAUUAAAUUUAAACAACUGAAUCAUGUCCAACUCUGACUGUCCUUUGCUCCAGCCUAUACAUAUUGCACUUUGUUUAUAAACAACAAUUGAUUACCAGGUGGAAGCAUCCAGUAAAAAUAAUAAAAUAAGCGCUGAAUCCACGAGAAUUCGAUUUCAUAUUUUUAUCAGCGGCCACAGAUUACAAAAUAAUAACUUUCACUCCAGAAAGGGAGCGGGAACGAAGUGUUAGAACACCAAAUGAAGUAAGAGUGGUCAAGGUGCACAGCGAUAAGGUGAUGCACUUCAUGACUCAAAUCCCUGUUCUGAAUUUGAACAACACUCAUCAGAACAAUGCAGUUAUCGAACGCAAAACAUCACUACUUGCUAGAUCUCAUGCUUGUGUUGUAGACGCAUUCGAAAGCAUUUUUCGGUGUCAAAUGGGUAGCUGCUCUUCGUGACAGGGUUGAAAUGGCAGUUUCGGUUUUUCAUAUUGUUUGACACUAACAGAAAUUGAACUAAUUAGUGGAAGAUCAUGAUGCCCCGGGUAGGAAAAAGAAAGUUUCGCAUGAUGUUUAUGAUCCCAUGCUUUACUCUCGCUUCAUCGGUAGUACUCAUUUUGCAAGCAAACUUCAAAGGAAUACCAGAACAUUAUAAUGGUUACCACACAGGGCGCAGCCUGCUUGAAUUUUCAAAUGACAGUCUCUUCAGAUGUAUUCCUUCCGGCAUAUCAUCAUUCCCAUCCGAUUUCUUCACGCAAGAAGAGCGCCAGCGCGGUGGCGUGAUCAUCCAUCUCUUGCUCACUGCCUACAUCUGUGCGAUGAUUGCUGUGGUUUGUGAUGACUACUUCAUACCAUCUCUCGAGAUCAUAUCAGACAAGUUACAGUUGCCAUCUGAUAUCGCCGGAGCAACAUUCAUGGCGAUUGGUACAUCAGCCCCAGAGUUAUUUUCUUCUAUAACAGGUUCUUUCGUGACUGAAGGGGACAUCGGGAUUGGAACAAUAAUUGGAUCAGCUGUGUUCAACAUUCUAGCAGUCACGGGACUAGUGGGUCUCAUUCUCUGGAAUGAAGAUUUACAGAUUGACUGGUACCCGAUAGCAAGAGACUGUGGUUUUUAUGGAUUGACAAUAGCCUGUUUGAUAUGGAUAAUUUCAGAUAACAUAGUCACUUGGUGGGAAUCUCUUAUUUUACUGAUGAUGUUUUUACUUUACCUCAUUGUAAUAUAUUUUAACACAACACUGGAAAGAUGGGCAAAGCAUCUGGUUAAAAGAGCUCAAGAAAGCGAUUGCUUUGAAUGCUGCUCUGGAGGAAGCGAGAAGGCUCCUUUGCUGCCCAAUCAAAUUUUCGUGCCUGAACUGCUCGACUCGCAAAAUAAACCGAAACCAGAACGAGAUAGUUUCAGCAUUGACUUCAGAGAAAUUCGAGAAAAUGCAGCUUCUCAAAAGAAUGCAAUUUAUGCUAGAAUCGACUCCAUGGUCGUUAGUGAAGAGUUGUACUCCGAAGGAACCCUAUGUUCUGCUCCAACUGGUGGGGCUUGGAGCUUUGUUUGGUGGGUCAUGAUGUAUCCUUCUUUGGUUCUCUUCUAUCUGACUAUUCCCGACAUUCGGAACAGCAAGUGGAACAAACUGUUUCCUCUCACCUUCCUCAUGUCUGUCGUCUGGAUUGGAGUCCUCUCUUACUUAGCUGUUUGGAUGGUAACGGUUAUUGGUUACACGUUUGGAAUCCCGGAUUCUGUGUCUGGUCUCACGGUUUUAGCUGCUGGAACGAGUGUGCCGGAAUUAAUAUCGAGCGUUCUUGUUGCACAAAGUGGUGGUGUACUAAAAGCUUUUAUGGACAGGGUUGGUCUCGGCAACAUGGCUAUCAGCAACCUUGUAGGAAGCAAUACAUUUGAUAUAUCUUUCUGUCUCGGUGCUCCAUGGCUCGCAAAAACGCUCAUUUCAGAAGAAGGGUAUUUACUGGUGUACAGUUCUGCACUGACCUACACAACAGCAACUCUGCUGCUCACGCUAAUAGCUUUCGUUCUAACAUUUGUUUUUACUGGUUGGAAACUAAACAAAGCCGUCGGCUUUACAUUCAUGACGAUCUAUUCUUUAGUUGUAGUAUUAGCAUGUAUGUAUGAAUUGAAUAUGUUUGGAGAAAUAAAUGUACCUGGUUGUGACAGUUGA